AAGAAUUUUCUAAUUUAGAAAAAAAAAGUUGAUGUGUUAUCAGAAACAUUGGCGGAGGCGCUGGCUCUGCUCAAGCUACAGAUUAUAAAAGAGCCAGAUCUAUCACCAAAUGCCAUGAAGUUCCCGAUAGAGUCGACAAUGGAGUUGGAACAUUUCAACUCUAUCAUAACUCCGGAGCUCACCGAUUUCUAUAUCAACAAAAUACGGAACUUAAUGGGGACGAGCACAUCGAUGGCAUGCAGCUUAAAAAAUGUGCUGGACGAGAAGCUCAUUUUGGAAUACAACUUAGGCGGUACUUCGGGGAAGAGCUCGCUAAAAAAUUGUAAAGAAUUUUACAAUGUCCGAGAAUCGGCGGUGAAGAUGGAAAUACCCAACGAGCCAGCAGAAAAAGUGAUUCGGAAGGCUAUUCACAACAUUAAGAAUAGUCAUUUUCAGAAGAGCUCAAGAGACAAAAAAUACAAAGCUCUGGCCUCCUCUGCACCUCUGCUUUUGAGGACUUUCUAAUAAAAUGUAUUUUGUAAGUUUGUGUCAUGCUUGCAUUGGACGCAAUAUGUUUUUUAGCGACAGCAUGCUGCCGUUAUUCGCACAACUUGGCCCCAAUUGUUGCCUUACAAAAGCAGCAGUGCGCUUUUGUGGGGUCAGUUGGCACAUUGCGUUGCAACCAGAAAUUGUGGAAAUUUUGUUUAUAAGACACUUUUGGCAUUUUUUGUACGUAUGUGUGCAAUCAUGUAUAAUACUGUAGUGUGACUGAAAUUUAUCAACGAAAAAUUACCAUACAUUUAUACACAAAUAUUGAUGAUAUACCAAAAUACGAACAACAAAUUUGAUUGAUUUCCGAUAUCUCGAUAAAAA
This is a messenger RNA of Drosophila miranda, 852 nucleotides long. RefSeq lists its product as uncharacterized. Lineage: Eukaryota; Metazoa; Arthropoda; Insecta; Diptera; Drosophilidae. Bases 115 to 504 code for a protein of 129 amino acids. The transcript is spliced from 3 exons. The record is from RefSeq and is a predicted model, not a curated record.